Molecule: messenger RNA, 822 nt
Organism: Exophiala dermatitidis NIH/UT8656
Lineage: Eukaryota; Fungi; Ascomycota; Eurotiomycetes; Chaetothyriales; Herpotrichiellaceae
Product: 15-hydroxyprostaglandin dehydrogenase (NAD)
Exons: 4
Coding region: 1-822 (273 amino acids)
Cellular component (GO): cytoplasm
Molecular function (GO): oxidoreductase activity, acting on the CH-OH group of donors, NAD or NADP as acceptor
Source: RefSeq, a predicted model, not a curated record
AUGGCGGCCCCGAAGAAAAGCGUCGUCGUAACAGGAGGUGCAUCAGGGAUUGGACUUGCAAUCUCACGCUCCUUCGCCGAACAAGGAGCACACGUUUCGGUGCUGGACGUGAACCCGGACGGUGCAGAGAUUGUGCAGCAACUAACAUCCGAAAUCCAAAAUGGGAGUUUCACGUUCAAAAAGGCCGAUGUCUCCAACUGGGACGAGCUGGCCUCGGCUUUCGAGCAGGUUCACCAGGAACAAGGGCGGAUUGAUGUGGUGAUGGCCAAUGCGGGCAUUUCCAGAGAGGGAUCGCUCAUUGUCGACGAAGAGAAACCGUCCAAGCCAUCCUUGAAGACCCUGGAUGUCAACUUGACUGGGACUAUAUAUACUGUGAAGUUGGCGAUUCAUUACAUCAGAAAGAAUGCCGUGUCGGGGAAUGGUGCGACGGCAUCUAGAGGAUCAAUCGUCUGCACAGCCUCGAAUGCCGGCUUAUAUCCAUUUCCUGUGGCACCGCUUUAUGCCGCUUCCAAGUUUGGAGUUGUCGGGUUUGUUCGGUCGCUCGCUCGACCGCUUCUCAAAGAGUCUAUCCAGAUCAAUGCGCUGGCGCCCGCUGUUCUUGAAACCAACAUUGCUCCCAGCAAAGACCUCUUCAAACCGAUGAUCAUCACGCCCAUGUCCACCCUGACGAGAGGAGUGGCACAGCUGGUGUCUGACCCGUCGCUGACGGGACAAAUUGCCGAGAUCCAUGGUCAAAACGUCACGUUGAGGGAGGCAUUGCCCUACAUUGAUGAGGACACGGGCAAGAACAUCGAGACGUUCUGGUCUUUGGGCUAUGCUUGA